CACGCAAAUUCAUCAACCCAAAACUCAACCAAGAGUCAAGAGAUGGCCAUUCCUACCAGUGUUUCUUCCUCCUUUCUUCUCAUUCUCCUUCUCGUCUCUUCUCUUCUAUCGCUCAGUUUGUCCGCCUCCAGCCGUUGUCACCCAGAUGACAAACGAGCCCUCCUCGCUAUCAAGAAGUCCCUAAACCCACAAAACUUUGCUUCCUGGAAUCCCCGUACCGACUGCUGUGGUUGGGACGACGUCAUAUGCGAUGCAGACGACCAAGUCGUCCGCCUCUACAUCAGGUAUACCACCAUGAUCGGCUCCAUCCCGGCUGCCGUCGGCGAUCUCCGCUACCUCGAAAUUCUGGACUUCAGUUACAUCAACAACCUCACUGGCUCCAUCCCUUACUCCAUCACCAAACUUCAGAAUCUCAAGUCGCUCACUAUCAGUAGGACCUCUGUCACUGGCCCCGUCCCUGAAUUCCUCAGCCAACUCAAAAACCUCGAGUCUCUUGACUUGUCCUUCAACGAACUCUCCGGGCCGAUCCCUGCUUCUCUGGCUGAUCUCACGAAACUGGGAUACCUUGUACUCCGAGUAAAUAAACUUACAGGAACUAUACCUGAUUCGCUUGGGAGAUUCAAAAGCAACUUCACGACGUUCGACCUUUCUCACAAUGAGCUCUCAGGCACGAUCCCGAAAUCGUUAGGCGGAUUGAAUUUCCAGGGCAUCGGUUUGUCCGACAAUAACUUGGUCGGCGACGCUUCAAUGUUGUUCAGAGAGAACUCAGAUGCGCUGUGGUAUGAUUUGUCACGUAAUCAACUGGACUUCGAUCUGUCGAAGGUGAGAUUUCCGAAGACAACAUCGUCGUUGGAUUUGUCUCACAACAGGAUUCGAGGGAGUAUUCCAAAGCAGUUAACUGAAUUGAGUGUGGCAGAGUUGGAUUUGAGUUAUAAUCGGUUGUGUGGGGAGAUUCCUAUUGGUGGGAAUUUGCAGACUCUGGGGUCCGGCCCCUUCUACCAUAAUAAGUGUUUGUGUGGUUCGCCACUCCCCAAGUGCAAGUAGCUUGGUGGUACUGAAUGCAACAAUCAGUAUAUACUUUCUUCCAUUUCUUCCCGGCCGGAGUUUCUGACUUCUCUGUCGGUGCAGGUUGACGGGCCGGGAAAUUAUUUUUUCUAUAAUAAAUAAAUGCAUCACGUCUCUCACUCUCUCUCUUGUAAAACUAGAAAUUAAUGUAUGGUAUCGAAUUUUGUAUUGGGCAAUUUGGACACAGAUACACUUUGGAAAUGCAUUGAUACCUACA
Molecule: messenger RNA, 1282 nt
Organism: Nelumbo nucifera (sacred lotus)
Lineage: Eukaryota; Viridiplantae; Streptophyta; Magnoliopsida; Proteales; Nelumbonaceae
Product: polygalacturonase inhibitor 2-like
Molecular function (GO): protein binding
Source: RefSeq, a predicted model, not a curated record